Pangasianodon hypophthalmus (striped catfish) is the source of this 6434-nucleotide messenger RNA. RefSeq names its product thyroid adenoma-associated protein homolog. Bases 101 to 5692 code for a protein of 1863 amino acids. The record is from RefSeq and is a predicted model, not a curated record. Gene Ontology annotation, biological process: tRNA methylation. Gene Ontology annotation, cellular component: cytosol. The transcript has 31 exons. NCBI's taxonomy places the organism in Eukaryota, Metazoa, Chordata, Actinopteri, Siluriformes, Pangasiidae.
GGGAGUGAGUGUUUAUUUGGGAUGCGACCUGGUGGUAGUUGCUGCACAUGAGGGAACGCUGUCCUGUGUUUCGGCUGUAACGUAGAUAAGUUAUGCCACAAUGAUUUCUGCAGUUUUAGAUGAACCUCAGGUGGGAACACUUCUCAGUUCCUUUGUUUUAGAGGAUGAUAUACGGCAAGAUGUCAAAGAUAAGCUCCAGUUAUUCUUGGAAAGGCUUACAGAGAGUGCAAGGAGUACAACAAAGCGGGUUAAAGAGCGCUCCCUAGAGGAGGCAUUGCAGAUGCUGAGGAAAAUAUCACCACCACUGCUGCAGUCGCUGAAGUCUGAACAUCACCGGCACCUCAUUCAGCUCCUCCUGGCAUCACAGCUGGAUGCUGUGAACACAUCCACAUCAGCCUGCCGCAAACUAGACCAAAUGUUGCAACACCUGGCUCAGGUCAGUGAGUCUUUAGUAUUUGAAGAGUUCCAACAAUGUCUUCACAGACUACUCCACCAGGAGCAGGUUUUGUCAUUAAAGGACCUUCAAAUAGUGUGUAUGUUCCUGGAGGAGAGCAUGAUGGGCCGAGAAGGUUUACGACUAGUGUUUCCAUCUCUGCUGUGUAAAAUCACCACAUUGUUGCCUGACAUUAUGAAAGAAGAAGCAACAAGAAACGGUGCUUUGUGUUACCAGACAGUCAAGCUGUGUCUGCAAAUGUUCCAGCUGCUGCCUGAGCAAGUGGUGCCGCUGGUCUUUUCAGAGCAGAAAGACAAGCUGCAUAUGAGGGAGAUUCUGGGAUUCCUUAUGAAUAUUAUCGUAGGGGAGAUUUGUAACAGGGACACACGGUUGUUGGCAGGCACUGCUAUGGCCAUGCUGAUCUCCAUAGCCCCCGACAGUGAGAGUGGAAAUUCAUCAGCUUUGAGUUUACUCCAGGUUACUAGCAUGGAGAAGUGUAGCUUGGCAGUAGGGCAGUUGCAGGUAGACUGUAUUCCCAGAGGAUGUGAUGGAGUUGACAGACUCAGUGUAGCCAGAGGACUCCUGACCUGCUUGAGGAAGAACAUCCUCGUUCGACAGAAUACAGGCAAACAGACCUGCCUCCUCCUAGAUGGGUUAUUUCCUCUUGUCUCCGAUUUGCUCAGAGAGAAACUGGACUGUCACUACUAUGUGUUUCAAGUGUUUAUCUUGUGGCUGAAGAGUGUGAAAGAAUGUCUGCCCGAGAUUAGGGAGAUCUCCGGUGCUCCUUUCCUUGAAGAAGGCUCAAACCUAAGAGACAAACUCACACAAAUCAUUUGGGACAAUGCUGAGAGCCCGGUAGAGGGCGUUUCUGAAUCAGUUCGCACUGCUUUCAGUUUGUUUCUGGAGAUUUAUGAGCUGGACUGUCAGCUUUCUGGAGAUACUGAGAAACGGCUUUAUGUGAACUUACUGCGCAGGAUUGCUGAGCUGCCAUGGGAGUCCAGGGCCAAGUACUCACCACUCAGUGCCCUUCUGCCAUACGUGGGUACGAACAAGGUUCUGGAACAGUAUCCUGCUCUUCCAUCUCAUAUCUAUAAGUGCCUCUCCACCAAUCACCUUGCACCUUGUGCUUCUGAGAUCUACAAGUUGCUGCUUCAGGAGCAAAGACGGGAGCUUACAGUUAGUACAGUGAAGGAUGCUCCGCCCACUGAGCUACACAUGGCCACUCAAUGGGCACGGCGAUGGCAACCUACAGUCCUGAAAUCUCUGACCUCUGAUGUGACUCUACUUCAGAAUAACGCCUCUAGCUACCUCCUGCCCUGCACCCUACGCUGCUUUCCGGAAGCGUUUGACACACUACUAGCUGCUCUAGACCCUGCUGCCCCUGGGCACCUACGAGCAUGGGUGUGUAUCAUGAGUGCCCAGCGAGCAAAUAGCGGGCGUCUGUCCUGGAUUUCAGAGAGCAACUUUGCCUUGGAAACACUCCAGCUAGCCUUGUCGUCUCUGGACGACAGCGUGCGGUUAGCAGCGUUCAGUCUAAUUUGCUGUAGCCCAAAGUCUAAAGAGCCUCCAUUAGAAGUGGAAUAUGCUGCCGUGAAGGAUUUCCUUCCUUUUAAUCUGAACAGCGAGUCGUCUCCGUUUCGUCAGCACCUCCAGGCUGGGGUCAGGAAAUUCCUUGUGCGUAUUCGGGACAGUUGUAUGGCGAGUCUCAAGGGUCAAAAAAGUAAAAGGGGUCUGAGCAAGGAAGAAGAGAAGGAACUUGAACAAGGCGUAGACUUUAUUGACUGGCUGGCGCAGUUGCCGUUAGUCUCCCUGGCUCCUGGGAACAGCUUCCAGAGAAAGAAGACAGCUCUUCUGCUGCUAGCUGCAAUUCUGGAGACCUGCUCAGACUCCUGGAGUCCAGACAGGAAGAAGGGUCAGCCACCAGCUAAUAUGUCUGAGCUGAUAAACUUCGCAAGAGAAAGAGGAAAGUGGGACUUUUACUGCCGGGCAAGACAGCUGGUCCUGAUUGGCUGUUUGGAGGAUGUGACCAAUGAGAUCCGUGAGCAUGCGGCUGAGCUGCUGGUGAGGUUUUUCCCGCAGUCUCUCGAGUCUGAUGUCGCUGCUGCGCUCUUCAGUCGAGCACAGAGACGUCUGCACAGCCCACGUGUUCAGGAGGCCCAGAUGGGGGCUCUGAUGAUUAAACUGCUGUUCCAGAAGUGUGUGUCUCUGGAUGAUGUGUUGUCGGAGGCUCUGAAGCAGGAUGAUGUGCAGUCUGUAAGGCUGAUCAGACACCUGCUGAAGAGUCUGGAGCAGCAGUACCUAAUCGCCAAACAGGACAUGCUGCUCGCUGCACGCUCCUCACCUCUACACGGUGCAGUCAGCGCUGUUCACAAGUGUGUUUUGGACGUACCUGGGGUUUUGACUGAAGCUUUAGACCACAGUAUGAUAGCAGAAACGCUCUCACUGUUGGAAAAGAUCACACUGCUGCUGCUUGGUGUGCUAUACGGAGAUCAGAAUAUGGAGGACAAAGAAGUCCCGCCUUCAUUCUGUGACAUGGGGAAUGCCAUCAGCUCUCUAAUUGGACACAAUGGAUCGGAGCUGGAUGAGGAUGGAGAAGAGAACGUGCUGCUGUCAGAAGAGCACAGUCUAGUGCUGACCUGCUGCUGGGUCACGCUGAAGGAAAUAGGGAUUUUUCUUGGCUCGCUGGUAGAGAGGAUUCUAUCAAUCACUCGUAAAGACAGAACACUGCUAACUGUAGAAGAUCUGCAGAAGGCUUCAAAAGUAUUUAAGGACAUUAUUCUUAAAUGUAGGCACUGGGGGGCAGUGGAGGGCUGCUGCAUUGGAUUCACUAAAUUCUGCGCUGCCCUUCUUACCAGCUCUGAUCCAAAGCUCAGAGAAAUCCCAAACCACAUUCUACAGCAGGGUCUGUGUGUCCUUCAGACCCCCCGCAGUACAUCAGUGACGAGACGGGCAGCGGGUUUGCCGAUGCUUAUUCUUGGUGUGUUAGCAGCAGAGGAGAGCAGCACCUCUCACCCACUGCUGGCCCACAGCAUCAACACACUGCUGGAGACAGCCGCAGCCCCACUGCCCCAGAACUGGGAUCAGACCCUUGACUUGCCCCAGGUGUGUGCAGUUCACACAAUUCAGGCACUGGUGAAAGGCUCCAGUCUGGGUUUGACUAUUCUUCAGUAUGCCCCUGAGAUCACCAUGCUGUCGCUCACACUCCUCAGCUCUCCUUGUUGGGCCAUGAGGAACGCUGCCCUGCAGCUUUACAGUUCUCUCUGCUCCAGGAUGUUGGGUCAGAGACCCGCUGGUGAAGAUAUCUCUGCCCAGUAUGGCAUGUCUUCCCCUGCAUUUUUUAAGCAUUAUCCUGCAUUAAAGCCCUUCCUCCAAGAGGCGUUAGAAAGAGCAGCCACAGACCUGCAUGAAGCCAGACUGAGCCUUCACCCCUCUCUCUACCCGAUCCUAACCCUGCUGGCCAAGCUGCAGCCUGGAGCUCAGGAGCAAACACAAGCUCUGUCAGACUUCCUGUCUCCGCUGCUCCAGCUAGCUGCUAGUCCGGUAUAUGGUGUGAGAACGAUGUCAGCCCAAGCCCUGGUUGCUAUGAUACCACCUACAGAGUAUGUGGCAAGCGUUCUGAGAGUGGUGGAGGAGCUGCCUGAGAAGCCGAGUAGCCCAAGAUGUCACAACCGCAUACAUGGUCAACUCUUACAGAUAAAGGCCAUCCUGGCCAGGGUCCUUCAUGCCGACAACCCUCGCCCAUCCUCUCUAUGUGGCGUGGUGGAGGCGAUGGAGGCCCGACUUUGGCUGGCAUCCCACGAGCAAAGGUGCCCUUUGGUGCGCCAGGCGUACGUGGCUGUGCUGAGGCUGCUGAGAGAGAACUGCUCAAGGGCUUUCCUCGUGAAACUUGGCUCUCUGCUGAUGAAGGAUCUACACCGGGCUCCACACACUUUGGAGCUUGGCUCCGCCUCCUUCCACCAAAGUGCAGUGCACUACCUGUGUGAAGACCCCGACUGGGCGUGGCAGCUGUGGCCCAACCUAUCCAGUGAAAAUGCAGUUACUCGUCUCUCUUUGGUCAAGUGGGUAAAAGAGGGGCGGGGCUGGAGAGGAAGCCGCCUAGAGCAUGCCCUGGAGAAAGCACUCCAGGCCAGUCUGAGGGAGGCACUCUUGGAUCAGGAUGUUGAGUACAAGGGAGCGUACUUAUCAGCAUUGGUGGAAGUCAUGACCCCAGAUGUGUUGAGUGUAACCCAGACUCAGCCUCUCCUAUUCAAGCUUAAGGAGGCAGAACUGCACGAGUGUAUACAGCUACUCUUGGAGGAUCUGGAGGGAAGCAGAGGAGGGCCAGAGCUCCUCUCUCAGACCCUAGGUGCUUUGACUCUGCUACUUUCUCCAAGCACAAACAUGGCCGUACUGCAGCGCUGGUGUGUGUUAUUAGAAACACACAGGCGUGCUGAGGCUCCUGAAGCUCUGCGAUUGGCCUGUGCUCAGGCUCUGGCUCUGACUGGAGCUGCAGUAGUGACCAGCAGCCUGAUGGGCAGCACCGCUCUGAAAGCCCUCAGCACCAGGCUGAUCAGUACAGGUGCGCACCUACUGCAGGAUCAGAGUCAGCAAGUGAGAGCCCAAGCGGCCAAAUUUGCUUCUGUCAUUUGCAAGUCUCAAGCAGGAGACACCCCACCAAAGUGCUUCCUCAUGCAGAGCAGCCGAUCAUUGCGUAUGCUGCUGGACCUGCUGCUGGGGGAAUUCUGGGAUAGCGAGGGCACUUUGGAAGCUUUGGUGUGUCACUUGCCAGAUUGGGAUCUCAGAAGUGUACUUCAGGAGGCCAAGCUCACACAAUGCAGCAGUCUGUAUGAGCAGGACAACGCAAACAUGUUUUUGGAGCCCUCUGUGAUUUCUGAGACCAUGCUGCCAUAUUUGCUUUGCCUGGCAAAACGAUACCCAGAAUCCUCUGUUCUUGCCAAGCUUCUCGAUCAGUGGGAACAAGAAAAUACAGUCUCUGUCAGAGAGAAUCUCAGCAUCUGUGCCAAGCUUCAUUUAGGUGACACCCUGGAUCCUGAUUGGCUGAGUGUGCUGAUGGAGCCACGUUUCCAUGGCGCCCUUUGUGGGCUGUACGCCAAGGCUGCCUUUCUACUGCAGAUGCACAGUGUUUCCAAUAAACCACGACCCCUGUUUGACCCUUCUGUCUUAGAGCAGGACCUGCUGGAUUUACACAAACGGCUGAGCCUGAAUGGAGUUUAUAUCCCAGACAGUUUUAUUAAUGCCAUCAGAACAGAACGAGUGUAAAUUGAUGCAAGGGGAUUUGGGAUUGUAUUAUUGUUGUUUUUGCUGCUUUGAGUUUUUAUAGUGACUACGGUUUUAUGCCAUUGGCUACCUUGAGCUACCUCUCUUCCAGAUAAAGUGGAAGAACAGCGCUGGACAAAGAGUCAGUAUUGCAUUGAUGAGUGAAUGUUGAUGUGGUUCUGAAUAGCAGGCAAUAUCGUUCUACUUCCUUCAGGCGGAGUUGUCUGAGAAGGAGUAGGAAGAUGAGAAGAUCAGAGCUGGAGCCAGAUCAUGUUACAGUGGAUGCAGGCCAGGAUAACUGGCUUGUUUUUUUUUUAAUUUAUACUGAGAUCAGCCUACCUUUCUGAAGCAAAUAUCUAAGGUGCAGUGUGUAAUGUUUUAAAAAGCAUAUAAUUACAGAGAUCUUACAAAGACUGUGAUCUGGAUCAGGCUAGUUUCUUCAUUUCAGACCCAGAAUUGAGCUCCACCCCCCAGCUGAUACAGAGCUUCUCAGCACUGCUCCAUUUCACAAAAAGACAGCUCAUGCACAAGUAAUGUUUUUUAUUGCAUUUGCACUUCUCCUAGCAGGCAGCAGGGGGCUCUGCAAUGCACAAACUGCUCCUUUAAUUAUUUCUUAAUCAUGUGCUAUAACACCAUGUCCUCGGACCACAACCAAGUUGAUUUUUUAACACUGGUUAUUUAUAACUACUUUUAUUGAUAUGUAAAGAUAAUAAUGUGUUGAAUAAAUGUUGAUUCUUUUUUUAAA